Molecule: messenger RNA, 1471 nt
Organism: Melanotaenia boesemani (Boeseman's rainbowfish)
Lineage: Eukaryota; Metazoa; Chordata; Actinopteri; Atheriniformes; Melanotaeniidae
Product: fibrinogen-like protein 1
Exons: 7
Coding region: 392-1387 (331 amino acids)
Biological process (GO): regulation of immune response; negative regulation of T cell activation
Source: RefSeq, a predicted model, not a curated record
AAAACCAGUCUGAAUCUAGGUCUAUUCAAGGUCUAAAACUAGAUAAUAUAUUAGUUUAACCUCAUUUUUCUAGCUCUUGUAUUUCUGCAUUGUUUUAUGUUUGUGGUUCUUUUAAAUUUUCAUUCAGACUUAUUUGUGUCUUCAUUGAUUUUUCAUACAGCCCAGUAACCAGAGUUUGUGCUGGUAGAUGAAAGCUCAGACAUCUUCUGAGGCCUGCGUUCUGGCUGUUUCAGCCACUAGGUGGAGGCUGCAGAGUGUGUGCAGCCUCCAGCUGUUCUGAGAUCAGCGAUGCUGCAGCAGCAGACAUAAGGAGAGAAGAGAGGCUGCCGGGACUCAACACACCGAGCACGUCGGAGCUGCAGGUAGAUUCAGUCCCAUCAGAUCAUCCAUCAUGGCAGUGCUGACGGCUUUCCUGGCCUUUCUCCUUCAUCUGGCUUCCUCUCUGACGGCUCCUAUCCCGUGUGAGGAGAGGGUUAUCCGUCUGGAAGCAGAGAUCAGAGGUCUGAUGAACGUGAUCAACGACCAGCACCGCUACAUCCUGGAGCUCCACAACACCCAGUCGCUGCAGCUGCAGCACCUGCCCAACGCACACCUGGGCCCCGAGAACAUGUACAGAGACUGCUCGGAGGUGUUUGAAGACGGGAACGUGGCCAGCGGGCUGUACGUGGUCCGACCCGACGGCUCUCCCACGGCAUUCAGUGUCUACUGCGACAUGACCAACGGAGGAGGAUGGACGGUCUUCCAGAGGAGGACAGAUGGAAAAGAGAAUUUCGACAGAGCCUGGGUGGAGUACAAGCACGGGUUUGGAGACCUUUACUCUCCAAAAGGAGAGUUCUGGCUGGGAAACGAGCCUCUGCACCACCUCACCUCACAAGGGAAAUACGACCUGCGCAUCGACAUGGAGGACUUUAAGGGGAACAGACGCUUUGCAGAGUACAAGAACUUCAGAGUGGACGACGAAAAGGACCAGUACCAGCUGCAUGUGGGGGAGUACACCGGCGAUGCAGGCGACUCUCUGGCCGACGCCCGGAUGAUGAACAUGAACAGUCCGUGUGAGGACGGAAUCAAGUUCAGCACCUACGACCACCCCAACUACGUCAACGCCGACAGAGACAACGGCCGCUGCGUCAGACUCAGCAAGUCAGGCUGGUGGUUCUGCCGGUGUGACUCCGGUAACCUGAAUGAUCAUUACUACAACGGACCCUUCAAAGCUAUGACGGACGACGGCGUGGUGUGGUACAUAUGGCACGGCUGGUCGUACGCCAUCAAGUCCGUGGUGAUGAUGCUGCGGGCCGCCGACCUCAAACAGCCGCCGCCCAUCAUCGCGCGGUGGCCGGAGCAGUUUGUAGAGUACGAUGGAAAAAAGAAUCGUAAUUACCAUCAGUAGGCUGGAAGCCUGAAGAGGCUCAGGUACACACACCUGCUGUCUGUGUGCAUCUGCUUCACCUCAAAUAAAAGAGUUGCUCCAUUU